This is a messenger RNA of Xenopus laevis (African clawed frog), 1911 nucleotides long. It is a transcript of the gene d2hgdh.S, whose product is annotated as D-2-hydroxyglutarate dehydrogenase S homeolog. Bases 29 to 1750 code for a protein of 573 amino acids. The record is from RefSeq and is a predicted model, not a curated record. Gene Ontology annotation, cellular component: mitochondrion. Gene Ontology annotation, molecular function: catalytic activity; FAD binding; (R)-2-hydroxyglutarate dehydrogenase activity. NCBI's taxonomy places the organism in Eukaryota, Metazoa, Chordata, Amphibia, Anura, Pipidae. The transcript has 10 exons.
CGAGCGUUUGACCAAUCGUGUUUAACGUAUGAUUCCGCUAGGGGGAGGGACUUUUCAAGAAACGCCCCCUCUAUUGAGCAGCACCCUGGCCUCAAACUCUUGCAUUUGUGAAGCAAGCAAUGUAUCAUUAGGUCAGUCCUUGUCACUGUGCGGCCCUGUUGCGCAAUCUCCUGCCUACUGCGCCGAACUUAUGGCCUUUCCCGGGCUUUACAGGACAGCAGGGAAAUUGUCAAGAAUCCUGGGUGCCAAUAAGUCACCAUGGGGAGCUGCUUUUUUGUCUUCAAGCUGUCCUCAUAUGGCUGUGGGCCCCGUGGAACCCCCUCUCACAGCAGAUCAUUGUGGCUUGUCCCGUUUGCCAUUUCCAGAUGUGACUUCUCAAGAUUUCGACUUCUUUCAACGUUUGCUUCCAGGCAGGGCUGUCACUGAUGAAGAUGACUUGAAAACAUAUAAUAUAGAUUGGCUACGCACUGUGAGAGGUAACAGCAAACUACUCCUAAGGCCUCAAAAUACAGAAGAGGUUUGCAAAAUAUUGAAGUAUUGUAAUGACAGGCAUCUGGCAGUAACACCUCAGGGAGGGAAUACUGGAUUAGUUGGAGGCAGUGUCCCGGUGUUUGAUGAGAUCAUCCUCUCCACUGCUCUUAUGGACAAAGUCAUCAGUUUUGAUCAGGUGUCUGGUGCCUUGGUCUGCCAGUCUGGAUGUAUUCUGGAGUCACUAAACCAGUACCUUGAAGGACAAGGAUAUAUAAUGCCACUUGACCUUGGGGCAAAGGGAAGUUGUCACAUUGGAGGCAAUUUAGCUACAAAUGCUGGUGGCCUAAGACUCCUUAGAUACGGUUCACUAAGAGGGACAGUCCUGGGGCUAGAAGCGGUGCUCCCAGAUGGCUCCGUCCUAAACUGCCUCAACUCACUUCGUAAAGACAACACCGGCUAUGAUCUGAAGCAGCUUUUCAUUGGCUCUGAAGGGACCCUGGGAGUAAUAACCGCUGUAUCCAUCCUCUGUCCUCGAAAGCCCAGAUCUGCCAAUGUAGCAUUGCUGGGUUGUGAAAGUUUCUCUAAAGUCCUGCAAGUCUUCACUCUCUGCAGGGAUCACCUUGGGGAGAUUCUAUCUGCGUAUGAGUUCCAGGACCUAGAGUCUAUGAGAGUGGUCCAGACACACCUGAAACUGACUAACCCUUUGCAAGACAGUGCAUUCUACAUAUUAAUAGAAACAGCUGGUUCCUGCGAGCAUCAUGACGAGGAGAAGCUCAAUGCAUUUUUGGAAAAAGCUCUGGAAUCUGGUCUGGUGACCUCAGGCACAGUAGCUACGGACCGAGGAAAAAUAAAGUCUCUAUGGGCCCUCCGAGAAUGUAUAACAGAGGCUCUUGCUCACGAUGGCUACGUGUACAAAUAUGACCUGUCCAUACCUGUGGAGAAGCUGUAUGAUUUGGUGGAAGAAACAAGGGCUCGAUUAGGCACAACUGCUCGACGAGUGGUAGGCUACGGACAUUUAGGUGAUGGGAACUUGCACUUAAAUAUCACAUCAGAGACAAAAAGCGAGUCCUUACUGGCUGCUUUGGAGCCCUUUGUUUAUGAAUGGACAGCUCAACACAAUGGUAGCAUCAGUGCAGAACAUGGCUUGGGAUUCAAAAAGAGAGAUCACAUCUAUUACAGCAAAUCCAGAGAGGCGGUGCAACUAAUGCAAAAACUCAAAAAGAUGCUGGAUCCAAAGGGCAUCAUGAAUCCUUACAAAACCAUACCAUCAGCUGACUAAUACAGACUGCCCAUCUUAUACAGUAUUAAAUUAUAUAAUUUACUGUGGAACUAAUUGAUACUGUCUACUUGAUGGACACAAGUUUCACAAUACUGAACACAUGGAAAUUAGCUCAUUAGCAGGAAUUAAAUAUUUUUAAUAAAGUAAGUAUUCAUUUAAAA